GAGUGCAUAGUCAUCUUUAGGAGGUGGAGAUUGAGAGCUGAAAGAUUUGAUGUUAACAAAUAGAUGACUGUCAUUUUGGAUAGUAUUGGUGUAUGCUGUUCUGAAUAGUCAGGUAAUCCAGUGUACUUUUUUUAAAGGCAAUUUUUUGACCCAGAGUGAACAUUACAAGAUACCCUGUGGUGCCUGGCUUGGGGAAUUAUAGCAUUUUGAUUGGCAUAGCGGUGAGCUGAAUUGAUUCUUGAGCUUCUUGCCUUAGACCAGCAUCUAUUCAGAAAUUAAAUAGCCUUUAAGAAAUGCCAUUUUAAUUUGGAAGACGAGCCCUUUGAGCAGAAAAAGCCUAAGAGGAGAGGAAAGGAGCUAAUUCAGGAAAGUGGAAGGAAGAAAGAAAACUCAUCUUUGAUUCCGAGUCGUCAUUGUUUUCUCUGAUGCCUGUCAAGAUAAUUAUAUCGCUUUUGAAGCCGGAUUUGAAAGGAGAGGAUGGGGCAUGGUAUGGUGGCUUUGGUAAUAAAAGUGUGGUUGUUGCAGCGCUGCUAAGCUCCAGUGCCUUGGCCCGGAUCAAGACUAAUGCGAAUGCACAGGUGUGCAGCCCUCCUGCCUUUUUAUUUUUUUAUUUUUUUUUGUAGUCCAGUCUCUAGCACUGCCAUGGUUGGGUUAAUGAACUCCAGCUGCCUGAAUUCAAAGACAAAUAGCUGCCAGUUAGGCUUCAUGUUAAAGUCUUUAUAAGUGGGGCAAGGGUAGCUGGUGCUUGUAUGUAAACACCACACAGUUUUUCCAUCGCUGGAAAACAGCCAUGCAUGCUGGAAAAUCAACCACAUUUAUGAGGCGAUAGGUGCAGGCUUUUUCACAGUGGCUGCUAAUGAGGAGGAAGUUAGCUGUCUGAGUUUUUGCUGGUAACAUGAUGAGAUUUGUCUGUGUUUUGUUAUAUUUUGUCGUCUAUUAGUCAUUACUCAAAGUUCUGCAUACUCUCAUCCACUCUUUCUAAAAAACAUCUCUCAAUGGCUUUGAUCAAACAAUAUAGGCCUUGUGGGUUUGCACAAAUUUCUCAGUGCCUGCAGCCUCUGUGCAUCUACAAAGGACACACAGUGAUCCUAAGAAGUCAAAGAACUGGCGAAUGAACUGGAACAGCUAUGUGUUUUGGAGUUGUAGAGCUCUUGAACGCCACUCCACCUCAGAACCUGGGGUUUCAUAUUACUCCCAGCACUGUCUGCUUCUCUGUCAGCAUAAUUGCAUUGAAAUCAUUGGUCAUGGUUCAUGGUUAAUUUAGCUGAAGUGUUGAUGUCUUGACGGGGUUUAGUUUUUCUUUGGAAAUUGAUGCUAAAUUUUGUGAGACUGAUAGAGGGUAGACCAUCACUGAUGGAUUGUUCUGUCAGGGAUAGAUGGACCGUUUCUGAGAAUUAACCAGUGUGUAAUGGGUCUAUUAUUUUUCCUGAUCCUUUUUCUUUUUUCUUAAGCUGGAAUAUGAGCUCAUAGAUCUACUGCACUACUUGGUGCUGCAUAGUGAAAGGUGGUCAUAUUAAGGUAUUUUAAUUCAGCAGUGCACCCUAUUCAAAAAAUCAUCUAGAUAUCAUCAACUUGAUGUCAAAAGAACUUGGGAAUUGGCGUCUUGUGUGGGAUCGUUCUGCCAUUUCGGUCAGCUUUGUGUUUUGUGUAUAAUGCUUGGGGGAAUUAGUAGGGCUUUUGUUCUGCAGUUGACUGUACAUGCUGUGCACAUCUGCACUCAUGGAGAAGGAACAGGGAUGCUGGGUGUGGUUCUUGAACAUUUCAAACUAAUGUGUCAAAUUAUUUAGGAAGGAAAAUCAGCUAAGUCGAGUAGAAGGAAGUUAGGUGAAAAAUACAUGAACAAAACUGUGACUGGGUGUUUAAGUGGCAUCAUUGUUUGUUUGCGUCACGUUAACUGCAUUCAUGCUAAUAGCUUGGGUGGUUUUUGGAAUGGCAUAGAACAAACUAUUCAACACCAUUUUACCGGCAAGAGGUAAUUCAGGGACGGUGUCUUGUUGGUUGUUGGAAUGAUCUGCUAAGCUUCACCCAAACCGGGGAAGCAUUUGACCAUUGAGUGAGCAAGCUGUGGCACGUAAAGGGAAGAUGGAAAUAUCACAAAUAUGUCUAAAUAUUUGCACAUGAAGUUUAUGUGUGAGGAUUGGUUCUGUGGUUAAAUGUGUGCUCCUGUCUUCAAUGUGGCCCAUGGCCUUAAGGUUGGUCAUGAGUAGAAAAGUAGAUCAUGUUCAGUCUUGCGAGAAUCUCUCUUAAAUUUCGCAUUGAUGUCUAGCUAUCUGAAAUGGAACAACAUUAUCCCUAUGUUUUUAAUGCUUUCUCCUCCCGGUUAGAACUGAACCAGCAUUUUGCAUGGACCUGCACACGUCUGCAGCGUUUUGCCUCUGUCUGGGAGGAACUUUCGGGUGAUUCCUUUCGCACUUUAGAGACAUGGAAUGUGUUAGCUGAGCUCACUAGUAUGCGUCUUCAUCUGAUGAUACCUCACACCAACACUUAAAAUUUUUUUUUAUUAUUAUUAUGUCACGAGUAUAGUAUUAGUAAGAGAGAGAUUACUGCUGGAAGGAUUUUGGUGAUCGUGACACUAGUCAUCAGUAUUGUUUUACUAGCAUGAUGCUGUUACAUGAGUGCAAACUAAGUUGCAUUAAUAUUGUUAGUUUUUUUUUUUUUUUUGCAGUGUUAGACGACAACCAAGGUAGCCUGGUCUACUGGUCAUAAACUGUGUUAUUUGACCCAGACAGAUCAUAUCCAAGAUGAUUUUAUGGACAUUUUGCCAUCAACUGAGACAUGAUACACCUCCAACCCUUCUUCCACUUAUAAAUCUCACUUGCUGUUAAUGCAGCUAUAACCUAAUAGAACCUCCCUGCGAUCAGGUCAGGACAAAACUGGUAUUAGACAUUUAUGGGUUGGGUGUUGUACAUAUAGGCGUGCCCUGCAAGUGUACACACAAUCACAAAUUCUCCUGUACAUCUUAGCUUCUAUUAAAUAAGCUUUAGUGCUGUUGCAGUCUUCAGACAUGUCUCGAUGUUGGUCUUGGCAUCCUAGCUAGUUCUUCUACCUGAGGGUCUUUUAUAGGGUGCAGACUGCUAGACAGUUUACUGAUCUCUCCAGUCAGGAUGUGUCAUUUCCUGAUAUAGGACCUAGAUCAUUUCACUGUCUUCUCAGCAACGCGGCUAAUUCUGGCUGCAACACGUUAGCACGUUAGACCCGGCGCUAAGUGCGUUGGUGCAGGACUAGGAUCGGAGUAGUCUCUGCACCUAACUGCUGUGGAAGUGACGGGAUUUUAGGAUGAAGGAGGACGGUUGCAUGGUAAGCUGGAUUUGAUGCAUGGCAUUUGCAUGACCCCAUUCAGCACCUGUGUGGGGUUGAGAGUGAUUGGCUGUAGCCAUGGCCCAGACCACGCACCUUAACGGCGAUCGUGCAGAAAAGGAUGAUUGUAACAAGGACCCUGCACCCCCCUAUUGUUUGGAAACCCCCUAUGGUUAUCAGAUAGACUUGGACUUCCUCAAGUAUGUUGAUGACAUAGAAAGGGGCAACACCAUCAAGAAGCUGAACAUUCAGAGAAAACCAAAAGUAACCAGGUCUGUACCACCCCGUCAGCCUGGUCAGGCUGAAUGGACUUCUACGGACUCUCUUUCCUCAUCAAACAGUGAUGAAAGCAAGCAGUCACCGGUCUUCUUUGCAACUCGGAACCAGCUAGCGUCCCUGGGCCACAUUGCGCAAGUCAAUGAGGCCCCCCAGGCCUUUGUGAACAUUCUUGAGGCCAAGCAGCAGCAGCUGCCACCACCUUCACCCUGUCUCCCUCGCCAUAACCUCCAGGUGGAGAAAACACUAAUGGAGACUCGGAGGAGGCUAGAACAGGAGCGGCUUCUCAUGCAGCCACCAGCAACCGAGCCACCACGCCGGCGUCUGCCCAGUUUUGGGGGAACGGGCUCCAAUAGCUCCUUGUCGUCCUAUGGUGGCUCAUAUGGGGCAAACCAGAUCUCACCUAGUUCAAAUUCUCUUCAGCAUAAUGGACAUCUGGCUAAUGGUGAAUACAGUCUUUAUGUAACAUCCUCAAUGGGCAGCUCAAUACGUCACAGCCCACUGAGCUCAGGUAUGACUACGCCGGUAAGUAACAUCAGCCCCCUGCACCUUCAGAACAUCCGUGACCAGAUGCUGGUCGCGCUCAAACGACUUAAAGAGCUUGAGGAACAGGUGAAAACCAUCCCAAUCCUUCAAGUUAAGAUCUCAGUCUUGCAAGAGGAAAAGAGACAGCUGGUGUCACAGAUAAAGAACUCAAAACUACCUGGGCAGGGCCAAUCUGGGGUUUUUCGGAAGCGAUCCUACAGUGUAGGAAGUGCUGACCAGUAUGAGCCUGUGGCCCAGCUUCAGUCCGGUUCUGAGUUGCACAUUGUUGAGUCAGAAAACAUAGAACAGAGCUCACAAAGGCUACAGGAGUUUCGGCAACUGACAGCUGAGGUACAGGCUUUAGAGAAAAACAUCCAGGACACCAGCAAGGAGUCAGAAAAUGCCUUACACCAAAUACAACACAGUACAAACCAAAAUGCCUUGCAAAGACAAUGGAGCCGUGAGAGUAAAUCAGUUGGUGUUGGUGCAGAUGAAAAUAUGAAUGAUGUAGUAAUCUACAGGAAGUUGCCAGGACAGAGCAAGGAUGUAGCAGUAGGGACUGAGCAGGAGACAAGGAGCAUAGGAUUUGGGGUGACUGAGGCCAUGCUGGGCAUGAGCACUGAGGCUGAGGCUGAAAUAGAGCUGCAGCACCAAACCAUCGAGGCCCUUAAGGAGAAGAUCUACAGAUUGGAGGUACAGCUGAAAGAAACCACUCAUGAAAUGGAGAUGGGCAAACUCAAGCUAGAGCUUCAGGUGGCUGGAUCAAGGAAGAAACUGGACAAGGGUUCGCUGGCAAGACCUGAAAUGUACAGCACUUCAGUAGAGGCCAAGGUCUCCACAAAGAGUCAAGGGGUGGGAAACCAUGCAGAAUGUAAUGAUAUCAGCACAGAUCAUGUACCACAAACGCACACUGUUGCUGUCUGUUGUAAACCAGACUCAAGGCAUAUUGCUGUGGGUCCAGAUUUGAUAAUGGACAGAUGGGUUGUACAAGAACGUGUGGAGGUUCAAGAUAAGUGUGUUGGAAAGGAGGUUAUAAUGUGCCACCAGAAAGUGGGGGUAGAAAUAAGUAAGUGUGAGGUGGGAGUCAACACUCAGUUGGCUGUGGAAACUUUAGACCUUUUCAAGACAGAGUCUGAACUGGCAAAAGAAUUCAGAUCCAUUGGAUGUGGAGAUUGCACGAUGGAUGUAUUGGUUAGUCCCAUUAAGGAGGUGUUGUCCAAAGGCACAGCAACUGACACUGUGGGUAAAAUGGACACUGCUGUAAUGGUUUUACCCACAGUGUUUUCUCAACAUACAAGCACCGAAGUUAAUACUGUCGAUAACUUCACUAACACUGAGUGCAUUGUUCUCACUGAUUCUUGCAUUAACACUCAACAGAAUUCUGAAGACAAGCAAACGAGCACAGUACCACUGGAGACUCGCACUGUUGCUGUUGGUGACGGUCUUGUAAAAGAUCUACAGACCACAGUAAAGUCUCGCUCCAUUGCAGUUGGUACCACAGCUUCAGGUGAUGCUAUUGAAAAGGUGAACUGUUCCAAAACCAAAGAAAGUGGGGUUGGGCAUACUAGUAUAGAUGAUAAUUUUUUGGUGGGUCUUAAGACACGGAGCAUAGCUUGUGGGCCUUUUCAGCCACUAAACCAAGAGGUGGAGGAAAAUGUGGCAGUUGAACAAACGAUUGCUGCAGAGACUCUCAAUUCACAAAACAAGGCUGGUACUAGGUUUGACUUGGAUCACUAUAUAGAGAGAGUGCAGAAGCUUCUUCAAGAGCAACAGAUGUUGCUAGCUGAGAAUUACAGUGAGUUGGCAGAUGCAUUUGGUCCACCACAACAGUCCCAGUUCAACUCCAUCAACAGUGAGUUGGUAACCACCCUGUCAUCCAUCAACUCUGUGAUGAAGUAUGGCAGCAUUGAGGAUCUCCACAACGCGGACCUCCGGAGUCUGCAAGCAGACUCUAGUAAUGUCAGAAAAGACGCUGAGAUUGCCAGCGCUCAUUUGGUCAGUGCAACGCUGGAGGUCACUCACACACAGAGUGUGUGUACUGAGGAUACAGUGACCCAUGAGCAGAGUGCAGCCUCCCUGAAGAGCCAUAUGGACCAGCAGAUGUCUACUGCUCUACAUGGUAGCCAGAGCACCCUGAAGUCUAUCAUGAAGAAGAAAGAUGGUCGCCAGGGUACAAACAGCACCAAAAAGAACCUGCAAUUUGUUGGUGUGAAUGGAGGGUACGAGUCAACGUCAAGCGAUGACUCCAGCUCAGAGGAGAGCAGCUCUUCAGGCUCUGAGGGGGAAGAGGAUGAAACGGAGACCCUGGAAAAAAACAUAAAGGAGAGGAGGAACGAUCAGUUUAGUAAUGAGGGAGCAGAGGAUGUAAAGAGAGAUGUGGAAAGUUCUGGCCAGGGGAAUCCGGAGACACGAGAAAGGUAUGAGUUGAGUGAAAAGAUGCUGUCUGCAUGCUAUGUUCUUAAAACCCACCUAAGCGACCCUAAGGCGUUAUCCAGUAAAGAUGUGAGGACAUGUACGAACACGGUGCAGCACGAGUGGUUCCGUGUGUCCAGUCAGAAGACGGCGGUGGCGGCUAUGGUGGAGGACUACCUGAACGCUUUCCGUAACAUCUCUCCCGCACUGCUGCAGCAUGUGGUCAACAUGGCUGAUGGCAAUGGCAACACUGCCUUGCACUACAGUGUUUCCCACUCCAACUUCCACAUUGUCAAGAAGCUGCUGGAUGCAGAUGUCUGCAACGUCAAUCAGCAGAACAAGGCAGGCUAUACUCCCAUCAUGCUAGCUGCAUUAGCUGCUGUUGAGGCCCCUAAAGACAUGAGGGUGGUGGAGGAGCUGUUCAGCAAAGGAGACGUCAAUGCAAAAGCCAGUCAGGCUGGUCAGACGGGGCUCAUGCUGGCAGUCAGUCACGGCCGGAUGGACAUGGUGAAGGCGCUGCUAGCCUGCGGUGCUGAUGUCAACAUCCAGGACGAUGAGGGUUCCACAGCGCUCAUGUGCGCCAGUGAGCAUGGCCACGUGGAGAUAGUCAAUCUGCUGUUGGCCCAGCCGGGUUGUGAUGCCACACUCCAUGACAAUGAUGAAAGUACUGCUCUGUCCAUUGCUCUGGAAGCUGGACACAAAGAUAUUGCAGUGUUGCUGUAUGCCCAUGUCAACUUCUCCAAAGCACAGUCACCAGGAACACCUCGACUUGGCAGGAAGACUUCUCCAAGUCCCGCUAGGAGGGGCAUAUUUGAUUAGACAAGCCCCAUACCUCUUUCACUUUUUCCUGCUGCUAAUUAUAGUUCAUAUGUGCCUAGCAUUCAUAGCCAGUGCCUCAUCAAACCCUGGAAAAAGGACUUAUUAAACCCUGAUGCUUUGAAUCCAUCACAGACUGUGAAUGGCCAUUUAUUCAGCACUUUUCUGCCUUCAGUGUCAUGUUCGUCUCUUCUACUUUGAAUUUGUCAGUGGGUUUCUUUUUUUUGUUUGUGUUUUUUUGUUUUUGUUUUUUGGUCACACCGAAUGGAUUCCACAGUACAUUUUAUUUUGUGCUUGAAAUCGCAAUCAAGCGAUGCACGUAGAGGGGUUCUGACAUCAGCUGGAACGUGGUCACCAUGUAAGCUCAAAUCAGUGUAGAUAUUAAGGUUCAUGUUAUUUCUUUCAUCCACAUCCACUGUGUAUCUACAGAUUACUUUUGUUUUUAAUCAGGAAUGAAUUCUGCUAUAUCUAAGAUGAUCUGAAGUCAAGCUUUAUAUUUUAACCCUGUGUAUGUAUAUAUGACUCGGAUUCACAGCAAAGUGGAUGUAAAUCAGUCUUAUUCUCAGUGUCCCUGUAGACAUGGUGUAGCAGAUUGGACUACAAAAAUCGGACAAUAUUUUAAACAUUGCAGUAAAUAUCUAGAUUGAACAUGGCCUUACUUUUAUACAUGACAUUUUUAUUUAAUAAUCACAGUAUUUACCGAUUUACUAUCAAAUCCUAACAAGACAUGAAGUUAUAUAUUUAUCAAUUAAAGGUUUUAUUAAGAAUAAAUGUAUUUUCAUUGUAUGUAAAUGUUUACAGGACAUGGUUAUCAUAGGUGUUAAAUAAACUUCUAUCAGACA
Molecule: messenger RNA, 8168 nt
Organism: Ictalurus furcatus (blue catfish)
Lineage: Eukaryota; Metazoa; Chordata; Actinopteri; Siluriformes; Ictaluridae
Gene: kank1a
Product: KN motif and ankyrin repeat domains 1a
Exons: 12
Coding region: 3376-7329 (1317 amino acids)
Biological process (GO): negative regulation of actin filament polymerization
Cellular component (GO): cytoskeleton; cytoplasm
Molecular function (GO): protein binding
Source: RefSeq, a predicted model, not a curated record